UGUGACUACGAGGAUAUAAGCUCUGGGUUUGGACAAUGACGCACGUAUUACGUCACUUAUCAACACGGAACAAGCAUGCACAUUCGACUUUGCCCCAGUCGACUUAAGGGAUCGUCAGUAUGGAUGGCUACAGAAUCCUGAAAGUGAUUGGGGAGGGGUCCUUUGGCCGUGCUCUAUUGGUCCAACCUGAAGAAUGUGACUCAAAAUGUGUACUGAAAGAAAUACGAAAGAAGGCUCGAAGUGGAGCAGAACAGUCCCGAAGAGAAGCUGUGCUCCUGGCCAGAAUGAAUCAUCCAAAUAUUGUGGCCUUUAAGGAUUCAUUUGAAGCUGACGGCCAUCUGUACAUUGCCAUGGAGUUCUGCGGCGGAGGCGACCUACUUCAGAGGAUCCGUCAGCAAAAGAGCUCGCAUUUCUCCCAGGACGUUGUCCUGAAAUGGUUUGCCCAGAUGUGCUCAGGUGCCAAACACAUCCACGACAAGCGGGUGUUGCAUCGGGAUUUGAAAGCCAAGAACAUUUUCCUGACAGACAAUGGAAUAGUCAAGCUGGGAGACUUCGGGUCGGCCUGUGUUCUAAGCAGUGCUCAAGGCUAUGCUCAGACAUACGUUGGUACACCAUAUUACGUGUCUCCAGAAAUCUGGGACAAUAAACCAUACAACAACAAGAGUGAUGUGUGGUCACUGGGUUGUGUGUUAUAUGAACUCUGCACUCUUCGGCAUCCGUUCCAGGCCCAAAGCUGGAAGAGCCUGAUCCUAAGAGUGUGUAGAGGAGCCUAUGACCCCCUGCCCAAACACCUCCCUUAUGAGCUCCACUACCUGAUCAAGCACAUGUUCAAGACCAACCCCAGGGACCGGCCCUCUAUCCAGACCAUCCUGACCUCUCACCGAAUCUCCAGGCUGCUGCAGAAACAUCUGCCUACAGAGAAACCACAGACGGCGAGGGUACACCGCUGGAGGAGAGAAGAAGGAGAAAUGGUAGCCGCACUCAUGGGCCAGAAGACGCUUCUGACUGCCUCAACAGUGGAGAGCCCUUUUGGGGAGAACUCAGACUCAGAGAGCCACGAAGGAGAGCCGGGGCCUCGCCGGAGGUGGGCUGCAGGCCCCUCCGAGACGGUCCUGAAGGUCCUGAGAGACGCUGAUGUAAUUUGCUCUGACAGCAUGCCUAUCAGUGAGCUCGAAGCAAGUUCAGAGGCUCUUCCCUGUGAGGCCCAGCAGAAGAGAGAGAGGAGACAGUGGGAUCGGGAGCCUCCAGAGCGUCUUCUGAGCCUGCUAGAGAAAGCCAGCCUCGACUCCGCAUUCAAAACCUACACUAUACACAGAAAAGGUGAAGGCCCUCCAAUGGGCCCGCUGGCAGAUGGAAAAGAUGAUGCUGUUGACGGCCCUGAGGAUGACAUCAUUGACGAGAGCAGGCUGGACCCCCGCUCCGAUGAUGAAGAUACGGACUUCGAGGAAGAAGCUCAUUUUGACUUGCUGGAUGGACUUGAAAGAAUAACUACUGAUUACUAAUAUUUUAUCACUAUUUUCUACAAACACUACCUUUAUCUCAUCACCCUUUUAUGUAAAUGUAUAAAGAAUGGCAAGCGGUAGCAGAUGUCCUAACGGCUUAGCUUUUCAGAUGACUGGUAGGCUAUGAGUCAUAUUGUGGUUAUGACCAUACAUUUUUGGUCUUGAAAUGUAUAGUCAUGUGAAACCCUAGCCUUGCAUUAACCUGUUGAGGCUUCAGUGAUGACUGCUAUGUGUUGACACGGGGUGUUUUGUGGUCAGUGUGCCACAGAUACUGUGCCCCACAAUCACACAUCACUAUAGAGACCACAUCAAGUCGAUGCCUGAGUUCUAUGCUGUUGUCUGGUGAUACGCUUGCUAGCAUGCCGGCUUGAAGUCUAAGAACAGGUCCAGUUGUACCCGCUUGCUCAUCUGUCAGCUGUUCCAUGUCAUUUCACCCUUGUGGUAGGCAUUUCAUUUGGUGGACUCUACUGCCAAACAUCUGUGUUGAAGGCCAAGUUGCCAAUUGGUAACAUUCCUGUUGUGGUAUUAAAGAGAUUUUUCCCUUUUCA
Molecule: messenger RNA, 2050 nt
Organism: Clupea harengus (Atlantic herring)
Lineage: Eukaryota; Metazoa; Chordata; Actinopteri; Clupeiformes; Clupeidae
Gene: nek3
Product: NIMA related kinase 3
Exons: 14
Coding region: 120-1502 (460 amino acids)
Biological process (GO): protein phosphorylation
Molecular function (GO): protein kinase activity; ATP binding
Source: RefSeq, a predicted model, not a curated record